Molecule: messenger RNA, 1528 nt
Organism: Drosophila ficusphila
Lineage: Eukaryota; Metazoa; Arthropoda; Insecta; Diptera; Drosophilidae
Gene: Acat1
Product: acetyl-CoA acetyltransferase B, mitochondrial
Exons: 1
Coding region: 119-1354 (411 amino acids)
Biological process (GO): fatty acid beta-oxidation
Molecular function (GO): acetyl-CoA C-acetyltransferase activity
Source: RefSeq, a predicted model, not a curated record
CGAUUUUCCGAUUACCGGUUUGUUACGCAAGCAACAGGUGCAGUGUUUUUCUAAUUGGAUUCUUGCUAUUUCCGAGCGUGUUUGCUUUUGUAGUCAAUAAACCUAAUAAAAUUCCAAGAUGUCCGCACGACUGCUGCAGUUCACACGCCGAUUGAGCGCCCAGCAGCGCAAUUACAGCUCGAAAAUUGCCGAAGUUGUUGUGGUUUCGGCUGCCCGCACUCCAAUUGGCAGCUUCCAGAGCCAGUUGGCCCCACUGACGGCCACCCAAUUGGGAGCCCGGGCCAUCGAGGCGGCCAUCGAAAAGGCGGGAAUUGCAAAGUCCGAUGUCCAGGAGGUGAUCAUGGGCAAUGUGGUUUCAGCGGGCUUGGGACAAGCGCCCGCCAGGCAAGCUGCCAUUUUCGCAGGACUCCCGACAAACGUUUGCUGCACCACGGUGAACAAGGUUUGCUCCUCGGGCAUGAAAUCCGUGAUGCUGGGAGCCCAAUCCCUGAUGCUGGGCUUCGCCGAUGUGGUCGUUGCCGGCGGCAUGGAGUCUAUGUCGAAUGUGCCCUACUAUCUCAAGCGAGGCGCCACUCCCUAUGGCGGCGUGAAUCUCACGGAUGGCAUUGUUUUCGACGGACUCUGGGAUGUCUACAACAAGUUUCACAUGGGCAACUGUGCCGAGAACACGGCCAAGAAGCUGGAGAUCACGCGUCAGCAGCAGGACGAGUUUGCCAUCAACUCGUACAAGAGGUCCGCGGCAGCGUGGGCCAACAAGGUCUUCCAGGAUGAGAUUGCCCCGGUGAAGAUCCAGCUGAAGAGGAAGCCGGAGGUCGUCAUUUCCGAGGAUGAGGAGUACAAGCGGGUGAACUUCGACAAGUUCGGACAGCUGGCCACAGUGUUCCAGCGUGAAAACGGCACCGUGACCGCCGGAAAUGCCUCCACUUUAAACGACGGCGGUGCCGCUGUGGUUUUGAUGACCGCCGAGGCUGCCCAGAAGGCUGGAGUUCAGCCACUGGCCCGGAUUGUGGCCUUCCAGGAUGCCGAGACCGAUCCCAUCGACUUUCCCAUUGCCCCGGCCUUGGCCAUUCCCAAGUUGCUGAAGCGAGCGGGCGUUCGCAAGGAGGAUGUGGCCAUGUGGGAGGUCAACGAAGCUUUCUCCCUGGUGGUGCUGGCCAAUAUCAAGAAGCUCGACGUGGAUCCGGCCAAGGUGAACGUUCACGGCGGCGCCGUGUCCAUUGGCCAUCCCAUCGGAAUGUCCGGAGCCCGUCUGGUGACCCAUCUCUCGCACAGCCUCAAGAAGGGAGAGCUCGGAUGCGCCUCCAUUUGCAACGGCGGCGGUGGUGCCUCCUCCAUUCUCAUCGAGAAGUUGUAAGGAGACCAACGGGCUUCCACCCUCAACCAGAAAUGCAUUUACUAUGACCCCAUGGUCGUAAUCGUGGAGAGAUUUGUUUUUUUUAAAUUGUUAAGUGUACUUGUGCCCAGUCGCAUUUACCGAAAUCUUGUGAUUUGCAUAAUAAAAUUAUGAAACAGUGAAUAAUUAAAUAUA